Messenger RNA from Morchella sextelata, 291 nucleotides. RefSeq lists its product as uncharacterized. Bases 1 to 291 code for a protein of 96 amino acids. The record is from RefSeq and is a predicted model, not a curated record. The transcript has a single exon. NCBI's taxonomy places the organism in Eukaryota, Fungi, Ascomycota, Pezizomycetes, Pezizales, Morchellaceae.
AUGUCAACCACCUCCGACCCCGGAAGCUCCAGCACCUCCACCUCCACUGUCACUACCGCCCCCCCAUCUUCAUCCUUCACCUACAGUUACGUCCUCUCGGACGAGCCAGCGUCGUCUUCUCCCGGGACCGGGCUUUCAAACCUGCGGUCCCGUUUCCGCAAGACCGGAGGCUCCUCGAGACGGCCUGUUGCUGGCAGUAAACGAGAUGGGGAGGCUAGUGGAGAAGGGCAGGAUGGACAGGGUGAACAAGGUGGGAGGAUGCUCAUCGGGGGAUCGUGUAUAGUACAGUAG